This is a messenger RNA of Armigeres subalbatus, 3795 nucleotides long. RefSeq lists its product as uncharacterized. The record is from RefSeq and is a predicted model, not a curated record. The transcript is spliced from 5 exons. NCBI's taxonomy places the organism in Eukaryota, Metazoa, Arthropoda, Insecta, Diptera, Culicidae. The coding region runs from base 199 to 3795 and encodes 1198 amino acids.
AAAAUCUUUUUCCACGUCCGUUCCGUACGAAAUGAAAUGUGUCUGCCGAGUGAAGAAAAUUAAUUUUUUUCUUGAAAUAGUGCACUAAUCCCGGUCACAGAAUAAGGCGUAUCUUCCCUAUAUAGCCAUUACAUAAAUAUAGUGUGCGAAGUUGCUGCGAGAAACAAUCGAAUGAAAUAGAACAAAACUCCUAGCAUUAUGGAUAGCACUAAUGGAGCCCACAUGCAUCAGAACCCAACAACGAUAGUUCCUUCCGAUCAUGUAUCACCCUCACAUCCGACAAGAAAGCAAAAGCGACUUGGUCCCGCGCCGAUUGCAUCAGUUGAGGAUACGACAAAUGAAGAUAAGAAUAGAAUGGAAGGUGCAGGCCAGAGUCACAAGUCCCGUUGGUACAGCGCUAAGGAGUGUGAAUCGCCCAAGAGGCAGUCGCCACCAAGUGCAGUCGGCAGUACAAGUGCGCUAGCUCCUUCAACACCGCGGAUCGACAUUAGCAGAGCCUCAUCCCAUUCAUCCCACCACGACAGCAGAGACAGCAGUCCAGAGAAUGUGUUUGAUCAGGUUGGCACUGGCACAUUGCAGGAUUCCGGUGUCCUUGGAUACAGAGAAGAGGGAACAAUGGACUUAAGAAGCUCUACCGAAGAGCUACAGUUUAUGGAACCAGAGAAAGGACGAACCGAAAAAGAGAAGCCUCAAGCACCGCGUUACUCGCCAGUUAUGUUCAAAUUUGAAGAACAACAAUCAAUUUCGCUCCAUCAUCAACGUAAGGAUUCUGCAAGCUCGGAAGUUGCUGCGUUUUUGUGUAUUUCCGGUCGUACUAGCCGUAUCUCUAGCGUUGGAAGUCAGGGAUCAGCAAACAGUAAAUUAUCUGCCGUGUCCGGAGUAUCUGGUAUAUCUCGUUCACCUUCUCCUCAUCGUAUGCUGCUGGAAACAUCAUUCUGCGGUCCCAAGCCAUUGCAUGGUAUUACCGACGGAAGCAUUCCCAGCAGUAUUGAGCCAUCGACUGCCAAAAUGCUCGAACAAGUGAUCCUGUCGCGGAAAAAGGAUCCUACAGAGGCCGUAUUAGCUGAGGGAGUCAACAUGGAUGCCACAUUUAGCGCGACAAAAAGCAGUAAUUUGCCAGAAGUGGAGCUGACACGACGGAAGUCAGACAGCAAUGCAAAUAUAUCUCGCAAAGAAGAGAUGAUUCAACCACCGCAAACCAGUCGAAGUAUUUCAAACAAACGAUAUAUUCCCCCAACUGAUUUAGAUAAGCCGAUAGUAGGUGUGAUGCCAAGUGGAACUGAAUAUAUAAGAAUUAAACUAAAGCCAGACCACUGCUAUAGCGACAAUGGAAUAGCUGAUAAUGAAAGAAUAAUGGAGGAGGAUCAGAAGAAGCCCCGUUCGUUGAACCUUGAAAGCUCACAAGACAAAAGGGACGGGUCUUCUCGUCCUGCAACAAGCGUUAGCCCGAAGCCCACUCGCCAUGCCAAAUUAUCACGAGAGAAUGGAAGUCGAUCGCCGUCUCCCGCGAAUACUACAUUUUCAAGAAAAAGUUCCUUCUGCUCUAUAUUCAAACUGAAAGAUUCUGCUAGUCCAGAUUCUCCAGGUGGUAGUCACAUGCGCAAGAAAAGUGGUUCGAACAUUUCACAUGAAUUCAGAGAACGGUCUCGUAGUAAAAGUAGGGAAAGGGACACGGCUUCGUUAAAUACAACUCCUAGUAAACAGAAGUCUGUGCUAGCCAUCUUCAAACCGAAGAAAAAUGGUACAAAAUCGAAAUCUCCUUCGCCUAUCGAUGCGAACCCACAUGGUACACUAUCCAAUGUAGCUAAUGUUGAAUUUAAGUUCAAAAAUGAUUCUGAAUCUGUUGCAAACUCACGCUCUCACUUAAGAUACUACGAUACACCGUUAGAUGGUAAAAGUAUUCACAUCCCCUUGCACACCCCGCCAGAAGAAAAGCAAUUGAAACCAUUGGUAUCUACUAAUCCAGCGCCGCCUUUAAAGCUAGAACCGGAGAUAAUUCCUGAUAAAGUAUCUCCUUCGACCCAAUCUGUGAAGCUAAGCAAUAAUUGUAUCGUUACUAUUCAUAAUAGACCUAAGCCAAUGCCACCUUUGAAGUGUUACCGAAUAGAAAACCCAGACGGUACCAUAACAAUUCCUUUAAAAUCUCCAACCGAGGAGAAGGAACGUGAUAGUUUGUGGAGCAUGGAAGUACAGCGCAACAGUUCGCAAGAUAGUCAAGACACGGUAAUUUCAGCUGCUCCACACCAACCUAGCAAUACGUUACCAACCAAUACAGCAAAUGCCUUACCUUUAGCCAGCCAAUCCAACCAGAAUGGUGUUGCCCCUAGUCCUAAGUCCAACGAAAACGAAGCCGUUGUUUUGGCAGUCACUGCAGUGAACAUUGAAUGUGAAGAAACGAAACAAGCCGUAGCGAUUGCUAACAUGUCCGCUAAGGAGAGAAAACAACUAUUGUUUUCAAUGAAAGUGGGUUCUGGAAGUCAGGAACAAACGUUUACAACCCAAUUCAGCAUUUCAAAAACUGAAAGUCAGUGCAGUCAACUUUCAGAAGCUGUUCAGAACGAAUCAUUCAAUGGAGAUCCGACGGUAAAAAGAGAACUAGCUGCAUCUGAAACACCACCCGUUGUUUACCGUAACAAACAAAUAGAUAGUGUUAAGAGGCGAAGUCCAAAGGAGCGAUUUAGUAGAUCAGACAGCACAUCCGGAGAAUCCAUAGAUUUUCAUCGUCAUUCUCGUUACAUAGAAAACCCAGAGGAAAUUCUCUGCCAGCAGCAGAGAUCAGAUAUGGCCAAGCGCAAAAAUGAGCUGAAUCCCACAGUAAGUGAGGAAUCCUCAGUAUCUCAGGACACCAGUCGAGACGAUAGCACCGUUAAGAUGUCCUUGCAGAAUAAAAAUGCUCUGAACGUACCGGACAGAAAGUCGACUGCUUCCAAUGACGAACAAGGUCUGUCCUCGGAGAGCGAAAAAGAUUCGGAAGUGGAUUCCACGAAUACAAGCAAGCACAUGCACCCCAAUAUGCUGGCAAUUGAGGACCAUGAAAGUGCGGGGCUAGUUUUGCAAGAAUCCUUCGACGACGAACUGCCGUACAUACCGACAACAUUACCGGAGGAACGAUCCGUCGGCGUCAAAUUGGUACCGAUGAAAGAACGGGCGCAAAUGGAAAUGAAAACAUGUCCACUAGAAAGGCCUAGAUCUACAACACCAAUCCACCCUGCCUCACUGGAAAAUUAUUGUGGUAUAACACAAAUAGCAGAUGAUUCCGAAGGACAUUUAGUUCGAGGUGAAAAACUAAGAAUAAGCUUACCGAAAAAACAUGACAUGACAAUGGAGAAAGCUCCUAAAACAAGAUCCCCACGUAAAGCGUCUGUUUCAUCGGGCAAAAAUUGGUUCGAGUUUGCUGAACAGGGAAUCAGCAGUACCAGUCAGGCACAAGCAUCCAGCAACGGCGAAGAGAGAAUAUACGCCAAUCAAGCAUCAAAUGUAGAAGAGGAUCCGCCUCCUCUGCCACCCCGCAAGGGCUCAACGCAGCAAUGGAUCGAUUUCGAUAACAUUCCUGAGAAAAGGAAACCACCUAAGCGAAUAACUACUAUACCACAAGCGGAAUCAAUGGACGAGAAGGCAGCAAUGUCUGGGGUCGUGUACAACUAUGUGAAACCAGAAGAAUGCCAAUGUGAGUGCCAUGAAAGUGAACGGGAAGGAGGGAAACAGACACAAUCGGUGCACGAUCAUGAACAUGAGAUCGAAGACGAGCAACCGUUGCUACAGCAAGACUUGUUGGACGAAUCCUCGAUAAGGUAA